AUGAAUCCUUUCCCUACUAGCGCCACUUCCUCCACCACAUCUGCAAGGAGACAAUAUCGAUACCAGACCAGAGCCUCCUCCUCUCAGGUGGAUGAAAGUCUGUUUGGAAGCACCACAAAGAGGGCAUCACAGUCAGCCUGCAAGGUGAAGGAAGUCAAGGAAGUGCCAGUGCAGAAGCAAACUAUUCAAAUUGUCACCAAAGACCUAAUUCGCAAUCUCAGGGUUCCAUGCAGAGAUCCUUCAGGACAGUCCAUCAUUCUAACAUCAGCUGACUUCAAGCAGAUCACCUCAAGAUCCAAGUAUCUCUCCAAGGAGGAGAAGGAGGCUUGGAAGGCGGCCAGUCAGAGGAGGAAAGAAGAAGAGAUGAAAGCGGCCGAGGAAAGGAAGCGAGAGAUGUUAGAGGCGGACAUGUCCCGUCAGGAGAAGGAGGCUUUAAGCGAAGUAGAGAUGGAGGCUCACGACCGUGUGCAGCGUUUGUUGGAGGGCGCCAACGCCCUGAGGAUGGAGCAGGAGGAGGAGAUUAAAGAACUCAACAAGUUGAUUCUCGGUGCCCAGUGCCAAGCCACGCGUGACGCACAGAUCCAGGAGAAGAGACAGAUCCAGCUGGAGAUGCUGGAGGAGCAGAAGCGUCUGGACGCCAUGAUGGAAGUAGAACGUCGCAGGCUUCUGGAAAAGAUGGAGCAGAUAGAAGAGCAGCACAAGCAAGAGAGGAUCUGCGGGAAGCAGCAAAUCUUUGAGCAGAUCCAGCAGCGUCUGGAGGAGAAACUGGUGCAAGAUGAGCUGAAGGAGCAGGAGAAACAUUGCGUCCGAGAGAAGCAAGCCAGAAUGAACCUGGAGGAACUCAUGGUCUUGGAGAAGAAGAGGGAGGAGCAACAGCGUCUGCAUCAGGAGGUCAUGCGAAUCAACGCCGAGACUUUGAAGGCGCAUGAACAGAAGAGGGAGGAGGAGAAGCUUGCAGAUAAGAGAGAAAUGGAAUUCCUCCAAAACAAACAGCAACGUGAGGCGGACUACGAAGCAGAGCAGAGGAGGAUCAAGAAGGAGAAGGAGCUGGAGAUCGCAAGGCUGAGGGCUCGGCAGGAAAAAGCCAGGGACCACAAAGCAGACCAGGACGAGCUGCGAGCAAAAAGGAACCAAGAUAUGGCGGACAGAGACUGGAGGGGGAAACAGAAGGAGCUGGCUGCCAAGAAGGCGCAAGAGGAGGCCACACUGAGGGCCGCUCGCUUGGAGCAGGUGCAGCGCAAAGAGCAACUCCUGUCUAUGGAGGCCGGCCGAGAGAAGGCUGAGUUUGAGAGGGUCCUCAAGGUGCAACAGGAAGCCGCCGUCAAACAAAAAGAAGACGACGAGAAGCAGCGCCAGAGCGCGCUUAGCCACGCCGAGGCCAUUAGGCAACAAGUGAAGGAGAUGGAGCAGUCGGCCAUUGCCAAGCGCAAAGAGAGAUUGAAGGAGGCUGAGCAAGUGAGCAGGGAGGCCCAGCAGAGACGCAAACGCAUCAAUGAGGUCAAACAGAAGAAGCUGAAAGAGCUGAAGGCAACUGGGCUCAGUGACAAAUACUGCAGUGAAGUGGAAAGGAAGGCUUGGCUGCUUUGAUUCCCUCACAGUGCCUGUCGAGGACCACAAUGUAUCCCAUAGGGCAGGUUGUGUCCACAGUACGGUCCACAUUCUAAAAAUGGUGUGAAACAUGAAUACCACUACACCACUCAAGAAAUAAAGCUAAUGAUUUGAUAGGCUGUUGGAUACGGAAAGGGAUAUUCUGUAAUUGAAAAAGACUGCGGCCGAUACCUGGAUUAAAAUGGAGUUGGGUGGGGACAAUCAGCCAAUUUAUUUAAGUUACUGUAAGUCAUUUGACUGUACAUCUGGGGGGGGGGGGGGGAAACACAUACCACCAAAAAAACCCUCAACAUAUUCUAAAGAAUCGAUAUUAAACUUAACAUGUUCCAGACACUGCGAUGAGCCAGUAUCCCUGCCUUUUACCCGAGUGCAGCUGGGAAGGUCCAAGUUCCCCUC
Messenger RNA from Nerophis lumbriciformis (worm pipefish), 2004 nucleotides. RefSeq names its product cilia and flagella associated protein 45 (gene cfap45). The record is from RefSeq and is a predicted model, not a curated record. NCBI's taxonomy places the organism in Eukaryota, Metazoa, Chordata, Actinopteri, Syngnathiformes, Syngnathidae.